AUGCCCGAGAAACAGAAAAACAGCUCCUCCAAGCACAAGUCGACCGAUCGGCCUCGUGCUUCGGCCCCAGUGGGAGGCCUGCUCGGUUGGUUGGCUGGAGAGCGCGGUCCUGAGCACCGCAAGUCCACCGUGAGCAGUUGUGCAAAGGAUAACUCAAACCGUCGGCAUCCGCCUUCGUCAGCCUCCAAGGGGAAACAGCCAGUUCGCUCCGCAAAGGGCUAUCAGGCAGAGAAUCCGGAGAGGGAGGGCCAGGGAGGGCACCGAGUUUACGCUCAUACCCCGGCAAACCCGCCCAGACCCGUCCAUUCGGGGUCUCAGGUCAAGGUCAAGAAUGCCCCGACCUCUUCGGCCGUUCGGCGUACCCAGGCAGGCCACUCGAAUAUCUAUGCACAAAAGCUGUUAACCUCCGCCCCUUCAAAUCGUCAGGCUACAGGGUCAGGCGCUCGUGCCAGGCCCCCUGAGCCUCUGAUGUCGGGUGCCCACCAAGCCCAGCAUCAGCCUUCCUCCGCAGGCAGCGAUGGUUCGGAGGGCGAUGGAUUCAGCGCUACCUCCAGCACCGUCGGUGUCUGGGGAUCCACCCUCGAAGCCCGGGCUCAGACGGCCUCCGUCAUCAACGAUAAUUCAGAGGAAAGUGGAUUCAGCGCCAACUCUAGCAUCGCUGGUGUCUGGGGCUCUAAAGUUGCGGACCGGGACGAACUCCGCAGCAAUGAGGCCUCCGAGGAAUCCGAGGAAGUCUUCGUUUGCUAUGACGCCUCCGAGAAACCCGAGGAAGUCAUCCUUUACUAUGAGGACCCCGAGGAACCCGAGGAAGUCUUCCUUUACUAUGAGGACCCCGAGGGACCCGAGGAAGUCUUCCUUUGCUAUGAGGACUCCGAGAGACCCGAAGUCUUCGUUUACAAUGAGGCCUCCGAUCAAGACCCCGAUAUAGAAGACUCCGACCCAGACUCCGUGUUUUCCAGUGAUGUCCCCGCGGGCGUUCAAGUGGGUGCCAGCAUCACCAACGCAGACCAACCCCAACAAUACCACAAUAUCAAUGCGGCCUUGAACAACCUUGAGAUCAAGGACAACUGUUGUCUGAUCUGUCGCAAACGCUUGCGCAAGGACGGAUUCUCCUGCCCCGGCGGAUGUGGCACACAGUAUCACAACGACUGUGUCUCUGACUGGCGCAUCCCCAGAAGUGAAGAGGACCAAGAGCCCUGUCCGUGUCCAGUGUGCGGGCAGGACAUCUUUCAGGAGAAUUGCGUGGUCUGUGGCCAGCCCAUUGAGGACUACGAGUUCUGCUGUCCCCAGCAAUGCGGAGCGUGGCUUCACGAGGCUUGUGUGGAACGCUGGAUUGACCAGUGCCAAUGUGACCCCAUGCCCGGCGCUAUGCAAGCAGGAUUACCACACGCAAUGUAUCAAUCGCUGGCUUGA
Messenger RNA from Aspergillus japonicus CBS 114.51, 1413 nucleotides. RefSeq lists its product as uncharacterized. NCBI's taxonomy places the organism in Eukaryota, Fungi, Ascomycota, Eurotiomycetes, Eurotiales, Aspergillaceae. The coding region runs from base 1 to 1413 and encodes 470 amino acids. The record is from RefSeq and is a predicted model, not a curated record. The transcript has 2 exons.